Molecule: messenger RNA, 7323 nt
Organism: Acipenser ruthenus (sterlet)
Lineage: Eukaryota; Metazoa; Chordata; Actinopteri; Acipenseriformes; Acipenseridae
Product: headcase protein homolog
Exons: 4
Coding region: 152-1705 (517 amino acids)
Source: RefSeq, a predicted model, not a curated record
AUAGUCAACUGCUCAGAGCUGGAUGGGAGUACUUAAACUGACAAGUACAGUAAUAGAGAUUUAACAUAUCGUGAUAUCCUUUGUAAACCGAAGAAAUGAUCGACAUUAGCUUCUGCUAAAAGAGCUUUAAAAUCGGACAAGCAAAAACGCCAUGCCCAACCAGAAAAACAACAGGGGGAAGAGAAAUAAACGCGCCAAUAGCAGUGGCGAUGAACAAGAAAAUGGAGCCAGUGCAGCAGCAACAGCAGCACCGUUGGUAACUACACCAUUAUUAGGGGCUACGGCUGCACCUCAAAAUGAAAAUAAUAAUGAAGCACCGUGCGCCACCCCUUUGAUCUGCAAUUUAGGCGGACUUAUCGACCUGGAGAAAGAUGACUACCAGAGGGUGGUCUGCAACAAUGAGCUAUGCCCUUACGGAAACUGGAUGCACCUGCAGUGCUUCUUCGAGUGGGAGAGUAGUAUUCUGGUGCAGUUCAACUGCAUUGGCCGGGCACGCAGCUGGAACGAAAAGCAGUGCCGGCAAAACAUGUGGACAAAGAAGGGAUAUGAUCUGGCCUUCCGCUUCUGUUCCUGCCGUUGUGGCCAGGGCCACCUUAAGAAAGACACAGACUGGUACCAGGUGAAGCGUGUGCAAGAUGACCGAAAGAAAAAGGUGCUGUCUGAGAAGAGCCUUGGCAAGCUUAACUGUAGUGCUGAUGGAGAGUUGCCUGAGGUCCCCAAGAAAGGGAAGCAUCCUGCAGGGAACAAACCAGCGCACAGGCCUGUGGGACUUGACCUGCCGCGAAGGCAAUCCAUAGACAGACAGAACUCGCAGGAGAAAGGUGCAACAGGCUCCUGCUGCAGCAACAACUUGGGCCGUCGCUCACCCUGUGGUUCACCUGGCCAGUCCCCACUUUUGGGUUUCUCCUUCUUCUCUUCGCCCUCCUCCGGUGGGCCUCGCAGUUCACGACACUUAGGCGAGUUCCUCAAGAAUGCCGUCCACAUGGACACCCACCGCAAGAACUUGUCCACUAGCGCUGGGGCGAUACGGAACGCCUAUUUCGAGCAUGCGGCAGGACUGCAGAUGCCCCGGCUAUCCUCUGGGGAUGCUCCUGUGCAGUUCCUUCGGCGGCUCGACCUGUCUGAACUCCUGGCCCACAUCCCUCGCCACAAGAUCAACACCUACCAUGUGCGCAUGGAGGACGAUGCUCAGACCGGCCAGGGGGAAGACCUCAGGAAGUUCAUCCUAGCAGCGCUCAGUGCCAGCCAUAGGAAUGUGGUCAACUGUGCCCUGUGCCACAGGACACUGCCCAUCUUCGAGCAGUUCCCACUUGUUGACGGGACUCUUUUCCUUAGCCCCUCACAGCACGAUGAGAUUGAAUAUGAUGUUCCCUGUCACUUAGAAGGGAGGCUGAUGCACCUGUAUGCAGUCUGUGUAGACUGCUUAGAGGGGGUUCAUAAAAUUAUAUGUAUUAAAUGCAAAUCCCAAUGGGACGGUCGCUGGCACCAGUUGGGAACCAUGUACACUUAUGACAUACUUGCUGCCUCUCCGUGUUGUCAAGCCCGUCUCAACUGUAAGCACUGUGGGAAGCCUGUGAUCGAUGUGCGCGUGGGGAUGCAGUAUUUUUCAGAGUACAGCAAUGUACAGCAGUGUCCCCACUGCGGGAAUUUAGACUAUCACUUUGUGAAGCCAUUCUCCUCUUACAAAGUGCUAGAGGCCUGUUGACGAAUGACGUGCUAGUGUAGUAUCAUUUUUUCUUUUUUAGGUAGUACUAUUUUAUUCAUAUAUUAAAGUGUUUUUCUGUGGAAUGUUUUCUUUAACAAAAACAUCCUAUUUUUUCUAAAGAAAAUAAUAAAAAGGGGGGAAAGGCAAAAUGUUAAUUCAGCAUAAAUCAUUAAGCACAUCAACCGGUAACUUAAAGAAAAAGUAACAAGAAAAUUCCAAAUGUAUACAAAGCUGAGGUAAAAAAAAAAGUUAAAAAAAACUUUGACGAGUGAAUGUAUCAGUAAACCAGAUAUUAUUAUUUUUUGUAGAAAAAAAUAUUUUAACGCAAGUUUUGCAGUAUCAUAUAUGUAUGGAUUUAACAGUGGACCUCCACAGCUAUUUAUAUGACAUGGAUAAAUGUCAGUUAAAUGUUAUUAACUUUGGUACCGUUUCAAACACAUUUCAGUUCUAAUUGCUCAGCCCUUGCUCACAGUAAUAUACAGAAUUUCAGUUUCCUGCUACAUUAGUAAUAUUUUUUGUAAUACCUAUUGGAAUUUAUAUGGCCAUGUUAUACACAUGUUUCAAUUUUUAGCAGUUAUUACACAUUUAUGUUGCUUUUACAAAUUGUGACUUGAUACAAAUAAAGUCACAUUUUAUAAUCCUAGUGCUCUUUUAGUUAUAUUGCAGGGAUUCCCUGAAAAGUGCAUCUAAGAAUUAGUGAUAAUGUUUUCUCUUUGACUGUGAAGUGCCUUGACCUUGAUGUAAAUGUGUGCUAUAUUUUAUGCCAGUCAAAUGUCCCUACUUAGGGUUUUUUGCCAAUAUGAAACCAUCAAGGUUGAUGAAUGUCAUAAAAAAUACAUAUCUAUUGCAGUUUUGUGAAAGCUUGAGAAAGCAGCUGAGGUGGAAGUAAUGUCUUAAGUAAGUGAAAAUAUGCAGCUGUCAAAGAGACAGAUACCUACUAAAAUCACAAAGACAAAAAAAAAAAAAACACAUCAGUUGAGUUGCCUGCAUUGGAACUGACAUUUAUUGAUAACAUGUAAAGAGUGCCUAUUUAAAAACCCUUUGGUAAAAAUGUGGGAAUGCCUUGUAUCAAAGUGGAGUUUUCUUCAGGGAACUUUUUCACUGCUUACUUUUAGGAUACACAAAGGGAAAAAAAAGAUGAAGCCAUGCUGACUUGAUUGUGGUCAUGAAGUUAAAAAUCCACAAACAUAAUUUUCACAUGCAUGCCACAUUAAAGGCAAUGGACCAUGCUUUUGGUGUCCUUUGAAAACAAUUGUUUGAGAUCUUUUCUUGUGAUAUAUAAAUUCAGUGAUCUGUUCCCAGUUGUAUCUUUGUUAAAAGGACACUGCGCGUUGCAUGUACCCUUAUAAAAAAAGAAAGGUCCUUUGCACUUUAUGGAUCUUCAUAGUAGAUGAGAAAAUGUACUUACUGCUUAAGUUAAAGGGCAAUACCAAAGAAACGAAGUACUUGAUAUUAUGCACUUGUAAGGGUCCUUAGCCAUUCUUUUUGUUCAAUCAGCAAUAAAGCAUGUCGAUACCGGAUAUCUAAAGCAUGUUGAUAGCGGGUAUCUAAAGUAAUGGAGCUUACUGCAGUAAAACUAGAAGUCACUUGCAUUGUGAUGCAGUAUGUUCUGGUAAUAAUACCAGUUAUGUCACCCAGUGAUCUGCAGUAGUGUAAUACUCCAUGGUGAUUAGACUGUGGUGCUAAUAGUGUAGUGUACCAAAGGGUCACGUAAAACACGAAUGAUUGAAUUGCAAAACCCUACAGGGCAUUUUAAAAAGGUUGUAUUGUGUCGCAUUGUCAGAUGCCAAAAAAGAUUCCCUCUCAAAAACCUCAUGAAAUAAAUGUGCAAGUGACCUUUCAGUUCUUUAAAGGUAAACAAGCAAAGUUUUGUGUCCGUAAAAUCCACUGUACAUAGUAGUAGAAAACAUGUGUGGUGUACUGCGUCUUUGAAAAGGCAAAUUGAGGAUUAACAUAAAGACGGCUUUCACAUUUUAAGUUAGACAGGCUUAACUGUUUUGAUGCAUUGAUGCAGGCAGGUCCGUUGAUUGAAUUAUACUUCUAUUUUACAUUAUGGAGAUUUAGUUUGUCAAUCAGAACCAAUAUUCAUGUUCUCUCUCCUCUGUUUUUUUUGUGUUAUACAUGGCAGAGAGCAACAACUGAUGAAAGCAAUACGGACCUGAUUAGUGAGAUAUUUGCCUGACUUGUCUAAGUUAUUAAUUUCUAUGUCAUGUCAGGUUCCUUUAUUAUCCCUGGAGUUUGGGAUAUAGUGGGGGGAUGUCUGUCUGUCAGAGUUUUACAGAUACAUAGAGAACCGCUUAUCCAGGUGUGAUGGAAGUGGUGUUUUUGAGAUAAUCAAAAUCUGGGUAUCGCAGUCUAUCCCAUGUAUAUACAAUUUACAUUUGACCAAUUUUAUUCUAGUAAACCACUUAUCUAAACUUGGUAAGCACAGUAUUUUUUUUAACAGUUCUAAUUUGAGAGGCCUUGACUGAAGUGGUGUUUUCACCCAUCCAAAUAUCACAUUUAAUUGUGUAAAUGUAUCUUGAGAACUACUCAUUCAAUUGGUAUCAAUGAGCAAUUCUCAACAUAUAUAUUUCCCAUGCAUGUAGACACAGUUCUGGUAAAAUAGGGACAUCUAGAGUAGGGAUUAGAUGUUUCGUAUCAUACAUCAUAGUUCCAAGGUCUGCAGAAGAGCAUAUCCUGGUAUGUAUUUCCUUUGUGUUCACAGAGUUAGAAUACAAUUUCCAGAAAACUUUGGAUAAUUUAUUUGUAAAAUUUACAUUUCUAAAUUUCUAUAGGGAUGUAGAGCUUUUGAAAUCAGGUUUGGUUGUGGGAAAAUAAGUGGUCCUUGCUAUGUUAGUGUUACACCUCUUAUUGUUAUCAGUCUAUGCAGAUACCUGAUAGCCUUAAAUCUGAUAUGACAGACAGAAAAUUCUGAUCCAGUCCUCAAUUUGAAAGUUUCUAUUUUAAUGAACGGCCUGCUGUAAAUGAAGUUGAAAACUUGACAGAAUGUGAAACAAUCUUUUUGUUAAUGUAUUACAUGGGCAGGACCUGAGAGAAGCCUUUUCAAUGUUAAGUGCCACUUUCAUACUGCUGACAAGGGAUGGGUAUUUUGAACUUGAAACAUGUUGAUUACUAUGCUGAGUUUUAUUAUGUGAUACAUAUUCAUUAUUUUGUGAAGCAGAGAAGAUUGGGUUUGAAACUGAUUAAAAUAAUACAAUUUGUUACAGUAUUUGGUAUCCCUUUGUACUAUACGUAUGUGGGAGAAUUCCCCACACUGUAUCUCCUUAACCUUCACUUAUACUGUUUAUUUUAGAAGAGAAAAUAAAUGAAGGUCUUGGGCAGCCUAUCAAUUUUUAACCUAAAAGUACUAAUUCCCAUUCGGUGUUUUUUUUAUUUUUUUAUUAUCUUUUUUUAUAUCCCUUUGCUUGUUGAGAUAUGUAAGCCAGUACUGAUGAAAAAACGGUAUAUUAUUAUCAUCUAUUGCACUUUAUCAGAUGUUUUCAGAACACAUUGAUUCUUGACUAGUAUUCACCUUCAGUUCGUGACCAUGAAUCAGUGCCAUAUACAGACCCCCGAGCUAUCGCCAUACGCCGCUGCUGUCAGUCAAAUUUGGUAACCCUGUGACCCUGACUGAGUGCUGCGACUGGUUGCUAGGGCGAACGCAUUUUCCCAGCCUCUGCUAACAUUCUUUUGGUUGGCCUUUUGUUGUGCGUAACUGUACUUUCACUUCAUGCCAAAUGAAGAUUACCCUGAAGCUUGAAAUGCUGUGUUUAUGUGGUCCAUUUAGAUGCAGGUAGCAGCAGAUAUUACUGCAGGUGUGUUUUAUACAGUUUACUAAAAUUCCACAAUUUUGCCAUUUUGUAACUUGUUUAUGUUAUUUUCAUUAUACCAUGUAGCAGCAAGGCUUUAUAAAAUAAAGUUUCAUGUUUAGUGAUUGUUUCUAUAAUUAGACUAUGAAAACAAAUACAGUGCAGACUUUUAUUUAAGUGUGUUAUGUGGAUAAUGAUGUACAUAUGAUAUUGUGAUGUGAACGGGGGAGCUGUGCAAAUGUGUUGCAUAGCGCAUAGGAUCAUGGGUAACAUAUAAAAGAGCAGGGGAUCGCUACUGACCCAGAGAAGAUAGCUGUUGUGCAGCAGUGGCCUGUCCCCUCCUUGUGAAGCAGCUACAUAGUUUCCUGGGGCUGGCAUCCUCUGUGGAGGGAAGAGAGAGCUGUAGUGUACUUCAGUCGAACCCUCAGCCGUGCGAGCUGCUGGCGGUGCUGGAAGCCAUCAAGCACUACUGCCCCUACCUCUGUGGUUGCCGGUUUCUGCUCCACACCGACCAUGCUUUGCUGCAAUGGCUGCUGCAGUUUUGGGAGCCGGAGGGGCAGGUGGCACAAUGCAACAUUGACCUGGAGUGAAGCACGGAAAUGCAGACGCGCUGUCCCGGAGACCAUGCAGUGAAGCAGGGUUCCGUCACUGAACAGUGGGAGGCCAGUGAGCAGGAAGAUGUGGGAGAGGAGAGCGAGGUCGUGCACAUCUGGGAGAUGCAGGCAACAAGCAUAGGAUCCUGACGUCAGCUGGCUGCUGCACUGGAAAGAGGGAGACAGGCGACCAACUUGGGAGGAGGUGGCUCCCCUGUUGGAGGUUGUCAAGGACUUGUGGGCUGCCCUCAGCCUCCAAGGGGGCGUGCUAUACUGGCGGUGGCAGGAGCCAGCCCGUGGAGAGCAGCAGUGGCAGAUUGUGGUGCCAGCCCCUCUCCAGGACGCCGUGCUGCAGGCAAACCACGGGGUUCUUGGGUAGGGCAUUUUGGCAUCACAAAGACGCUGGCAAGCCUCUUGGCUCACUUUUACCGGGGGUGAUGCCUGCGAGACGUCAAGACCUUCUGUAGCCACUGCGACAACUGCACAGCGAAAAGGGGGCCAGGUGAGCGCUCCCAGGCUCCCCUCCAGCAGUACUAGGUCAGUGCGCUGAUGGAGCGAAUCGGGGUGGAUGUCUUGGGGCCCUUCCCGGCCACCGAUCGGGGUAAUCGUGUGGUACUGGUCACCAUGGAUUAUUUCACGAAAGUAGCCUGAAGCCUACGCACUGCCAGACCAGGAGGCUCUGAUGGUGGCAGAUGCGUUGGUGGACGGUUUCUUUUCCUGGUUCGGGGGUUCCCCAGGAGCUACACUCUGACCAGGGGCACAAUUUUGAGUCCCAGGUGUUCGCUGGAGCGUGCCAGGACCAGGACCACCCCGCUGCACCCCCAGAGUGACAGUCUGGUCGAGCGGUUUAACUGGAUGUUGAGCAUGCAGCUGGCCAUUGUCACCAAUGAGUAACAGUGAGACUGGGACCUGCACCUGCCACUGAUCCUGCCUGCCUGCCACAUUGCUGUGCAGGAAUCCACCUUCUGCACCCCUGUGCUGCUGAUGAUGGGUUGGGAGCUGAAUACACCGGCAGAUAUCUUCUUUGGGCAGCCACUGGACACAGGGAAGCCUCCCGGGCCAGAAUACACUUUAAAUGUGCACUUUAAAUAUAUAGUAGACUCUUUCAGCAUACCGAUGAAAACAAAUACAAUAAUAACUUUUUUGUGUGCAAUACAAAUCCUUAGGUCAAUAAUUUGCACCUUGCUAGUAAUUAUGUGGACACAAUUAAAAAUAAUGAAAAUAAUUCAUAAUA